CACAUGGCCUGCUACGACGUCUGCCGCCCCUGCGGACCCACCCCGCUGGCCAACAGCUGCAACGAGCCCUGUUCCCUGCAGUGCCAGGACUCCCGCGUCGUCAUCCAGCCUCCCGCCGUGCUGGUCACCCUGCCAGGACCCAUCCUCACCUCCCACCCCCAGAGCACCGCCGUCGGAUCCUCCGCAUCGGCUGCCGUGGGCAACGAACUCGGCGCCCAGGGAGUUGCUGUCAACUCCGGCAGCUUUGGCUACGGCUUCGGAGGCCUGGGCUGCUUUGGUGGCAGAAGGGGUGGCUACAUCUGCUGGCCCCUCCACACCACACACAUGGCCUGCUACGAUGCCUGCCGCUCCUGGGGACCCACCCCGCUGGCCAACAGCUGCAACGAGCCCUGUUCCCUGCAGUGCCAGGACUCCCGCGUCGUCAUCCAGCCUCCCGCCGUGCUGGUCACCCUGCCAGGACCCAUCCUCACCUCCCACCCCCAGAGCACCGCCGUCGGAUCCUCCGCAUCGGCUGCCGUGGGCAACGAACUCGGCGCCCAGGGAGUUGCUGUCAACUCCGGCAGCUUUGGCUACGGCUUCGGAGGCCUGGGCUGCUUUGGCGGCAGAAGGGGUGGAUACAUCUGCUAAGGGCUCUCGCCACCACCCGUGAUGCCAACCACACACACCCUGGAAGCCACGCCACACAUUCAGGACAUGCACCUCUAGGCCCUUCCUGGCACAUGGACCUGCUGUCCACAGCUCCUCGUCUGCAGGCACCAAGCACGGAAGCAGGGAAGUUGCCAGCCUGGGCUGCCUGCGUACCUCGAUGAAGGUCCUUCUCCUCUUCUCCCACAUCUUUCUUUGUACCUCAGACUUGUGCUGUUCCACUUGGGACUCCUGCCUUUUCACUCUUCUCCCUCAAUAAAGUUCUCCUUCAUCCCAGCUUGA
Molecule: messenger RNA, 927 nt
Organism: Columba livia (rock pigeon)
Lineage: Eukaryota; Metazoa; Chordata; Aves; Columbiformes; Columbidae
Exons: 2
Coding region: 4-627 (207 amino acids)
Cellular component (GO): intermediate filament
Molecular function (GO): structural constituent of cytoskeleton
Source: RefSeq, a predicted model, not a curated record